AUGACGAGAUUACUCUUACUGAUUGCGCUUCAAUCUUCCGUCACCGCUACGCCGAUGAAAAAGAAUCCUUGCUCGAAAAAGCUUUGCCAAAAUUGCUACUACAUGGUUCAAGUGGAGAAAGUAAGCCACAAGCAGUGCCUACAGUUGCUCAACAUGCAAGGCUGCUGUACUCCAUUCCUGCACAUUGGUGGAAUGUUUACGGUUCAAAAGGACAAAUGCGGCAAUCGCAUCCAACCCGUUGCAGUCGAAAUCCCGCUCUCAGAAGUUGAUCUAAGAGGCAUGACACGAAUCACAGGCGACCAAAUGUCCGAGGAAGUCGAAUUACUCCUCGAAGAAAACGAAGACGAGCUUGAGGAACGGCCCGCUGAGGUUCAGUGCGCUCAAAACCUCGAAGCGGCUUCAAAUAUCAUUAUCGCUGGAGUUGCUGUGUUCGUUGCAAGUGUUGGUGGAGCGAUGCUGUACUUGAAUAGACAAUACAACAAGCGCGAGUUAAAGUUCAAACGACUACGCAGUCAAAAGCAAGACAAAACCAAGCAACGAAGUUCCAGCUCGAUGAUCGGAUCAGUCGCCAUCGGCAGCACAAUCCCUCUUUUAGCUUCGGAAAACAAGGGUCAAAUCGGUUCCGACGCUGAGAAGCCCAAGAUCGAAUCCGUUGCGGAAAGAAAAGAAGACUCAAGAUCCGAUGGAUGCCAUCGCUCACCAUGA
Messenger RNA from Oikopleura dioica, 705 nucleotides. The record is from the annotation of a GenBank genome assembly. NCBI's taxonomy places the organism in Eukaryota, Metazoa, Chordata, Appendicularia, Copelata, Oikopleuridae.